AUGGCCAUUUGGCGUGGCUACAAAGAAGUGAAAGACUCAGCAGGUUGGGCUGCACUUGUCUUCGCUGGCAUGGGCAUAUACCGGUUCUGCAAGUACCGAGUUGGCUUCGAUAAGGAUGCCAUGCGCCGGCUACGGAAUCUGCGAAAACGUCUCGAAGUCGCGGCCGAUACCCUACAUCCCCAUUGGCGCCAGCUUUUGUCCAUAGUGGGCGAAUCGCAAACCCUUCAAUACCCUGGCCAUCCGCACGACUGGGUAGUCUUCGAAGACGGAUCAGAUCCUGUGCCACUGCGCCAAACAUAUCUGCUCCAAGACCCUUACUUUGCCUUCGAACACAUCGACGAGUCGAUCAUCGAUGAAUCAGUUUGGGGAUGCGAAGACCCACGCUGGACACCACAAUCGAGCGCAGCGACAAGACCAGGCGGAGCCUACAUCUGCGCUUUGUGUAACGAGCCGCAGUCCGACAAACCGCAAGACAACUCCUGUUUCUGUUUCCCGACCCUGUUUGGCUGUGUAAAGCGAAAGCCACCGCCUGUUCAGAUCCUGCGGACUUCCGAUGGCAGAAACAACGGUCUAGCUGCAUUGACCUCCUUCGACCGUGGUACAGCAAUCGGCGAGCUGGUUGGCCUGAUCACAAACGGUGUUAGACAUCUCGAUGUGCUGGAUAGCUCAACACCCCUGGCCAGCUAUCAGAUCUGGCAAGGAAGGGCAGGAAACUUCACUCGCUUCAUCAACCACAGCUGCAAGCCGAAUGCGCAAUGCUCUACAUUCACUUGGAUAGAUACCCAGAGGGUGGUUCUGGUCAGCAAGGGGAUAGAUGCGGGAAGAGAAAUUACAUUGGACUACGGAGACAAGUAUUGGGCUGGGCUAGACAAGAGCUGUAUAGGAGAAAUGGAAGGAUGA
Messenger RNA from Alternaria arbusti, 900 nucleotides. RefSeq lists its product as uncharacterized. Bases 1 to 900 code for a protein of 299 amino acids. Gene Ontology annotation, molecular function: protein binding. Lineage: Eukaryota; Fungi; Ascomycota; Dothideomycetes; Pleosporales; Pleosporaceae. The transcript is spliced from 2 exons. The record is from RefSeq and is a predicted model, not a curated record.